CUCCGGCCGCCUGCUCUCACUUCCUUCUCCAGCCCCGACCCGCUGCCGCCGCCCCCCAGCUCCCCCACGGCGGGGAGGGCACCAGGUCACUGCAUCCAGAGGGGCCCAGAAGGGGAAGGAGGCAUAGCCUCCACCACAGCAGCUGCACCGCCAUGCAGAGCAUCAAGUGUGUGGUGGUAGGCGAUGGGGCUGUGGGCAAGACGUGCCUGCUCAUCUGCUACACAACCAACGCCUUUCCCAAGGAGUACAUCCCCACAGUGUUCGACAAUUAUAGUGCCCAGAGUGCCGUUGACGGGCGCACGGUGAACCUGAACCUGUGGGACACAGCGGGCCAGGAGGAGUAUGACCGCCUCCGCACACUCUCCUACCCUCAGACCAACGUGUUUGUCAUCUGUUUCUCCAUUGCCAGUCCGCCCUCCUAUGAGAAUGUGCGGCACAAGUGGCAUCCAGAGGUGUGCCACCACUGCCCCGACGUGCCCAUCCUCCUGGUGGGCACCAAGAAGGACCUGAGAGCCCAGCCUGACACCCUACGGCGCCUGAAGGAGCAGGGCCAGGCACCCAUCACACCGCAGCAGGGCCAGGCGCUGGCCAAGCAGAUCCACGCUGUGCGCUACCUCGAGUGCUCAGCCCUGCAGCAGGACGGCGUCAAGGAAGUGUUUGCUGAGGCUGUCCGGGCCGUGCUCAACCCCACGCCCGUCAAACGUGGGCGGUCCUGCGUCCUCUUGUGACCCUGGCACUCAGCUUGGAGGCUGCCCCUGCCCCGCCACCAGUUGUGCCUUUGUGCCUUGGCGCCUUGUCUGCCCCCAGCUGUGCCUUAAGGACUAAUUCUGGCACCCCUUGCCAAGGGGGCUCCCCGAAUGCCUUUUUCUCCUUGAGGAGGCCCACGGGGAAAGGGGCUUUGGGCCCUGCCCCACUCUGCUUGGGGACACCAGGUAUGCUCAAGAGCUCACCCAGGCCAAGGUCGGAACCCUCCCCAAGAAGCCAACCCAGUGCCUCCUCCCCACUUUCCCCUACUGACCAGUUGAUCCAGCUUUCCACACAGAUGUUGCUGCCUAUUGUGGUGCCUCCUCUCAGGUUAGGAGCUCUCAGCCAUUCCUAACCUCUCCCUCGCUGCUCUUCAGAUUGCCCCCCACCCCCCAAGAUGCUCUCUCCCCUCCCCAGAGAAGGAGCCACAGACUCCUAAGAAGAUGAAUGUGCCCUAACCUACCCCCAUGUGCCCAGGCCUUACGCAUCCGCUGACUGACUCAGCCCCACCCCCACCCCCUCUGGGCUCCUGGGGGCCCCUCCUACCCCCAUCAGCAUCAAUAAAACCUCCUGUCUCCAGUG
Molecule: messenger RNA, 1326 nt
Organism: Lipotes vexillifer (Yangtze River dolphin)
Lineage: Eukaryota; Metazoa; Chordata; Mammalia; Artiodactyla; Lipotidae
Gene: RHOG
Product: ras homolog family member G
Exons: 2
Coding region: 153-728 (191 amino acids)
Biological process (GO): small GTPase-mediated signal transduction
Molecular function (GO): GTPase activity; GTP binding
Source: RefSeq, a predicted model, not a curated record